Molecule: messenger RNA, 2883 nt
Organism: Erythranthe guttata (spotted monkey flower)
Lineage: Eukaryota; Viridiplantae; Streptophyta; Magnoliopsida; Lamiales; Phrymaceae
Product: Agenet and bromo-adjacent homology (BAH) domain-containing protein
Molecular function (GO): chromatin binding
Source: RefSeq, a predicted model, not a curated record
UUCCCCCACUUCUCUCCAAUUGGCCAUUUUUUUGAUUUUUUCAAUUUCCACCACCAGCUCCAGCUGCAGGGAUGUAACUCUCACAGUUUCUGCAACUUUUUCUCCGCCAUUUCUGUACUAUUAAGCUCUACUGCCCACAUACCCAUCCUCUCAAAUCUUUUUUUUUUCUCUCUCUAGUCUAGGCUAAUUUCUCUUGUGGUGAAAAGUGGGCGGCGGAACGAGGCCUUCAUCUAUUGUUUUUCUCCCCUCUUUCUUGAUUGUUUCUUGCUCGUACACAGAUGCCCAUUUAGAUUUCAGAUGAAUUAUCUUCUUACAGUGAAGCUCCGAACAAAGUCUUGUGUGUGUUUUUCCUUUCGUAAUUUUUUGGGCCCAUCGACUUGGUUUUGGUAAUCUGUAAGUAGAUCUCCGAAUCCCCAACUCUAGGCGAGUUUCCUUCUUUCUGUAGUUGGAUUUUAGGGGUGUCGGCUCUGUCAAAUUUAGCCUGGAGUUUUUUUAUUUUUUAAUUUUAAUUUUUAGGUUUUCUGUUGGAUAUUUAUCCAAGAUUGUACCUUUUUAGUUUAUAUAAUUCCUACGGUGAGGCAGUGAGGUACUUCUUUGGGCGAUUUCUUGUGGGUUUCUCGUUUUGAUAAUUUUUUUCCAAAUUAGGGUUUUCAGCAAGAUUGUGAUGACUGCUGCUGCUAAAUCUUAGUUCUCCUUAAAAAGGGUUCUUUAGCUGUCAACUAUGGCUGCAAGUGAGCACUAUUUUGUGGAGUGGAAAGAGCAGUAUGUAUCGAAAGAGAGGGGAAACCGCGUUGUUCACUAUUUUCUGAAGGAUAAUUCAGGGGAGUCAAUUCUUGCUGUUGUGGGUACCGAGAGGAGUGUUAGGCACAUGUUCUAUGUUGUAUCCGAUGAGUUCUUUAGCGCACACGGGGCUGAUAAUUCAGUCCACGCUGGAUUCAGGUGGAGAUCGAGGAGAGAGGUUGUGAAUUGGCUUACUUCAAUGCUGUCUAAACAACAUAGGCACGGAGAUUACGCGAUGUCACUUAAAGAUGACCCUACUUCUGAAGUAAACGCUCUGCUAUCACAGAAGCCACCUCAUAAGGACCACUUAACGAGGAAUCUGAGGGGCGUUAAUUUGGAGAUUUCGUGGUCAGGUUCGCCAUGGUCUUGUGGUAAACAACUAAAGCAUUAUCCGUCAUUUCGCCGUAACGGAAUUUCUAUAGCAGUACAAUCAUUCGUAUUUGUAAUGGCUGAAAAGGAGAACAGGUACAUUGCAUACUUAGAGGACAUGUACGAAGACAGAAAGUGCCAGAAAAAAGUCAAAGUUCGAUGGUUUCACCAUAAUCGAGAAGUCAAGGGAGUCGUUUCUUUACGCAAUCCUCAUCCAAAAGAAGUCUUCAUCACUCCGUACAUCCAGGUCAUCAGUGCAGAAUGUGUUGAUGGGCCCGCUGUAGUAUUAACCCGCGAACACUACGAGAAAUGCCUUGCAGUUUUUCCGCAUGAUUUGUUAGGCGGUGUCCACUUUUGUUCUAGACAAUUCAAGAGCAGCAGAAUAAAGCCCUUCAAAUUAAGCAAGCUGCGUGGAUAUUCCGAUCAGCCGAUUUUCUCGUGCUUUAAUCCCGAUUUUUUCGAGGAGGAGGAAGAAGAGUUCAGCUCUGAGGGUGAACAGAAAGUGGGAGCUAAGAGGAAAUCGAGCUUCAAAGAGCGUCGUAAUUUAUCGUACAAAAAAUACGGGCUUGUGAGAAGGGAGCCGAAUUUUCUCAAGAAUGGUUCCGUUUUUACACCGAAUGAGAAAGUGGAAUUCCUUUGUCAAGACAGUGGUAUUCGUGGCUGUUGGUUCAAAUGCACUGUUUUAGAGGUUUCGAAGAGACAGAUCAAGAUUCUGUACGAUGAUGUAAAGGAUGAAGAUAGUUGCACUAACCUUGAGGAAUGGGUUCCUAUAUAUAGAGUGGCCAAGGGCGAUAAACUAGGGAUGAGAAACGGGGCCCGCCCAACUGUGAGGCCCGCCUAUACUUGCAAAAAGACAAUUUUAACCUUUGAGAUCGGGGAUGCAGCCGAUGCGUGGUGGAGUGAUGGUUGGUGGGAAGGGGUCGUUUCUGGCAAUAGCGAAUGUAAAAACGGAAUUUAUCAAAUUUAUAUUCCAGGUGAAAAUUUGUAUUUGAAUAUUGAGGUAAAGAAUCUGAGAGUUUCGAGGGAUUGGAUUGGAGAUAGAUGGGUGGAUGUCGAGCGGAACCCUAAUAUUCUUUCAGUCAUAGCUGCAAUUAGUGCAGACACCAAAAUCUCCACAAUAUCCAAGUCUGGUGAUUCUCCGAAUUCGUGUCAUAAAAUUGCCAGCUGUCACAAACUCAGUGCCGUCGUCGAAGAGGAGAUUGACGACUUGGCUGGCAUGACACUGACUAAUGUGCCUUUGGAAGACGACUGCACUAAUAACGAGCAGCAAAGAGUGUUUGAAGCAGAAGACGACGAAUACUAUGCUAACUGUGUUAAUCAAGAAGAGAAUAUUAACAACAAUGGCAGCAAAAACGACGAUGGUAAUAAGGUAACGAGUGUGGAAGAGGGGGAUCUCGUCGAAUGCGAGAUAGCUGAGAUGAAUUGCGAAGUCGACGAAAUGGAUAUGCUAAUGGAAUAUUGAUCGAAUAAAUUUUAGCGGCGCGUUUUUUUUUUUAAUUUAAUUAAUGGUAGUUUUGAGUAAAAAUAUCGACGGGGUAGUAAGGAGUAGUUUUGUACAUGGAAGAUAGGUGGCGGUGUGUCUAUUGUAAGUUUGCUAUUCGUUCGGUGAAAUUUCUCUGAUGUACAGAAACGGGGUUCGAAGAUGGUCCAAUCACGUAAUUCGCCCUAUUUUUAUGUGUCUGUAUGAUGAAAAACUCAUUGGUCUGUUUUAUUAAUAGUAUUUUCCCUUUCCUA